Cutaneotrichosporon oleaginosum is the source of this 992-nucleotide messenger RNA. RefSeq lists its product as uncharacterized. Gene Ontology annotation, cellular component: Sec62/Sec63 complex. Lineage: Eukaryota; Fungi; Basidiomycota; Tremellomycetes; Trichosporonales; Trichosporonaceae. Gene Ontology annotation, biological process: post-translational protein targeting to membrane, translocation. The record is from RefSeq and is a predicted model, not a curated record.
CCGACUCCUCUCUCUCCUCCCAGCUCCCUUCAUCACGACUUCUUGUUGACUCGACUCGCCACAUCACUAUAUAGGUCUCAAGGUCUUCAUCGCCCACCGUCCACACCAGCGCAACCAUGGCCACCUCUCUCGCAGUCCCAGUCGCGUACUUUACCGUACUCAUCUCACUCUUCGUCGUCUUCUCGCGAUGGUAUCGCCGCAAGCAGGCUGCGCAGAAGCGGUCGUAUGAGUCAUGGUUUCCCCCGCAUCCUGCCCGCGACAUCUAUACCACGUUGGUGGCCGCGCAGCCGCCCGUGCCAGAGAGCAUGCUCAAAAGUGCUCUGCUCGCCCGCGCCGCGGCCGACGUGAAGCGAAUCUGGCGCGUCAAGGAGGACAAGGCCGCGCUGGAGAAUCUUCAUCAGCGCGGUCUUAUUGGCGACGACACCAUGGCCCGAUUCGACUUCGCCGAGAAGGAGCUCGAGGCCGAGAUCGUUGAUGUCGUCGCCGAGGCGAACACCUUCCGACCCGGAUGGGGUGGUAUCAUCUUCGCGACUGCCACCGAGAUGGCCAAGGCAGAGGACACCCGGGAGACCGUUCUCAAUGUCGGCCGUGUCAAGGCUGAGCUGGAAAAGCGACUGCAAGUGCGCGCCAGGCUCCUCGGCCUCCCGGUCCAGAUGGCGACAAUCUCGGACUCAACCUCCACCCCAACCCUUCCCCCCAACAUGACCCAGGCGCUGCAGGCCGCGGAGGCCGCCCAGGCCGCCGGCAAGCUCGUGCCUCCCGCCGUCGCAGCCAUGCUCAAGUCGAUGAAGGCUGGCAACACGGCCGAGGCCGCCGCCGCCUCGGUCGCCGCCGCUGCCGCCGCCACGACCGCCGGACCCCAGUCACCCCCCGACACCGCUCCCCCCUCAUACACGGCCGCCGCUGCCGGCGCCGGCCCCACGAAGCGCAAGACCAAGAAGAAGUAGCACUGUAGCAUACCCCUCAUCGAUUCCAUGCACCAUGUAACCUCC